Alternaria arborescens is the source of this 165-nucleotide messenger RNA. RefSeq lists its product as hypothetical. The record is from RefSeq and is a predicted model, not a curated record. NCBI's taxonomy places the organism in Eukaryota, Fungi, Ascomycota, Dothideomycetes, Pleosporales, Pleosporaceae. The transcript has a single exon. The coding region runs from base 1 to 165 and encodes 54 amino acids.
AUGAAAUUCGUUCUAAGCCUCUCUAUGCUAGCCACCUUGCCAAUCCUUGCGAUUGCUGUGCCGUUGGAACGAUCAUCCGAAGCUAUCUCUCAAGAUGUCGGAAAGCGUCAAGCUGCUUGCGGAGGAUCGGUGAGUGUUGCCUUCUCUAGUGAUCUUGCACAAUAG